Messenger RNA from Neodiprion fabricii, 1887 nucleotides. It is a transcript of the gene RpS24, whose product is annotated as 40S ribosomal protein S24. Gene Ontology annotation, molecular function: structural constituent of ribosome. Gene Ontology annotation, cellular component: ribosome. The transcript has 4 exons. Lineage: Eukaryota; Metazoa; Arthropoda; Insecta; Hymenoptera; Diprionidae. Gene Ontology annotation, biological process: translation. The record is from RefSeq and is a predicted model, not a curated record. The coding region runs from base 102 to 509 and encodes 135 amino acids.
CGUAGCCGCUAUAGGAAACAGAUGGCAAGACUGUCGUGGCUGUGCCUGGCGCUGCUCUUUUCCGGUCAAAUCUUUUCCGUGUCGUACGACAAACUGCCAAGAUGACUGAAGGCACUGCUACGAUCAGGACCCGAAAGUUUAUGACCAAUCGGCUAUUAUGCCGGAAACAAAUGGUCGUGGAUGUGUUGCAUCCCGGACAACCGUCGGUACGCAAAACAGAGAUCCGUGAGAAACUGGCCAAGAUGUACAAAGUGACCCCAGAUGUAGUCUUUGUUUUUGGAUUCCAAACUAAUUUUGGAGGUGGAAAAACCACAGGUUUUGGUCUUAUCUACGAUACUUUGGACUUUGCCAAAAAGUUUGAGCCUAAACACAGGUUGGCCAGGCAUGGUCUUUAUGAAAAGCAUAAGCAAACGAGAAAGCAGCGCAAGGAACGCAAGAACAGAAUGAAGAAGGUACGAGGUACCAAGAAGAGCAAGGUUGGAGCUGCAGCCAAGAAGGCAAAGAAGUAGACAAAUGCACAUCAUUCACAUUGCAAUUCUGUUUCUCAAGAGAGAGAAAUGGCGAGAGGAUGUCUCAUAUUUAUGAUGUGUAAUCGUGGUCCGCAUGUCCUCGCAACAGCUGCUAUCGAUGGGAUACUGUUUUAUUUUUAUUUUCGAUAUUCUGUAGCUUGCUGAAUAACUUACUACAGAUUUAUCAAGUUCGAUUAUGUCACAAGUAAAUUUCGUAUGGAUCUGUUGAAUUAAUUCUAUCUAAUGUUUAUAGUACACUCAUUCAGCAAGCUGUUAGGAUCAUUGAAUUCUGUAAGCUUAUUCAUUCGCUACUUGUUCAUUAUUGAUUUCAAGAUUCACAUAUUCUAUGUGCUGCAUCAUAGAAAAUGUACAAACACGCAGUUCAUGAUUUACAAUUUACUUGCUGGGCAUUUCUCAUAAUCAAUCAACCAUAUAUUUUCAUUUUUCGACUUGUUCUGAAUUCUGAUUCAAUCGAAUGCAUGAUAAAAUCGCACUCUUGCUGAACACCAGUUAACUUUUUCGUAAUGUCACGAAAACGUAUUUAUGACAGGUUUUGACCUCCUAUGAUAUAAUUAAUUUACUUAUUACCUUGUAAAUCAUAGUGCUGCAUGCUUCAGGUGAAGGGCUAAGUUUGUAUCGUUCCACAUUCAGUUUAUUACUUUAUUAUCAUUUCUGUCGCCAUCUGGUAUGAGGGAGAAACUGAAAUCUGAUCAUCCUAUUGUUCUGGUUGUGUUAAUUUAUUUCUGAAUUGUAACGGAUUUAUCGAUGCAGUUACUUCACCAUCAGAGAUCUUCAAUGUGAUGCAAAUAGCUCGUUGCAAAAUUGACACCGGACAAAAAUUCGUUACAGUUUGUGAAUGAAAGAUACUAUAUAUAAUUUUAUUCUUGCACUUGGGAAUCAUUUUGGGUAGCUUGAUUACAACACCAUUGGUUCUUUGUUUAAAAAAAAAAAAAAAAAAAACCAUUAUAAAUAUCUGCCACAUCUAACUUCAAGCUCACGCAGAAUAGAAGAUACUAUGAACAAUGAAAAUUACUCCAUUAAUUUGCUAUCAUCAUGUUAUGAAACAAGUAUACAUUACACUGAUAUUUUUUAGAUCGUUAAAAGUUGAUUCAUUUAGUGCAAAUCAUAGGAGUCACUUUCUUGUUCAAAGUUCACUCAUCUAUCCGAAUUCACUACGCUUUGAAAAAUAUGAGAAAAUCUAUCUUCCAUCAUUCAAAUGAUCUAUCAAGAUUAUUCAUUGAUUUUGGCAAAACAAUGUUUUUUUUCUUUCUCUUGCAGUAAAUCCAUUGACGUCUACAUCUUGACAUGAGGCAACGACAUGUAAACCUUAUUAUAAUAUUAAAUAAUAAAAGCCCAUCUUUGUGAUGUCAACUUUUAA